Molecule: messenger RNA, 582 nt
Organism: Pipistrellus nathusii (Nathusius's pipistrelle)
Lineage: Eukaryota; Metazoa; Chordata; Mammalia; Chiroptera; Vespertilionidae
Source: the annotation of a GenBank genome assembly
AUGCUGCGCUGCGGCCUGGCCUGCGAGCGCUGCCGCUGGAUCCUGCCGCUGCUCCUGCUCAGCGCCAUCGCCUUCGACAUCAUCGCGCUGGCCGGCCGCGGCUGGCUGCAGUCCAGCGACCACAUCCAGACGUCCUCGCUGUGGUGGCGAUGCUUCCACGAGGGCGGCGGCAGCGGGUCCGAGGCGGACGGCUGCCAGAGCCUCAUGGAAUACGCGUGGGGAAGGGCUGCUGCGGCCACGCUCUUCUGCGGCUUCAUCAUCCUGUGCAUCUGCUUCAUCCUCUCCUUCUUCGCCCUCUGCGGACCCCAGAUGCUCGUCUUCCUGAGAGUGAUCGGAGGCCUCCUGGCCCUGGCGGCUGUGUUCCAGAUCAUCUCCCUGGUGAUUUACCCCGUGAAGUACACCCAGACCUUCACCCUUCAUCUCAACCCCGCCGUCAAUUACAUCUAUAACUGGGCCUACGGCUUCGGCUGGGCGGCUACGAUUAUCCUGAUCGGCUGCUCCUUCUUCUUCUGCUGCCUCCCCAACUACGAAGACGACCUCCUGGGCAAUGCCAAGCCGCGCUACUUUUACUCCUCUGCCUAA